AUGGUGAGCCCGAGCCCCGCACCGAGGGCACCGGCGCCCGCCAGCUACCGCGGCGCUGCCCCGCAGCAGCCUCGCGCGCGCGCUCAGCCCCGGGGCGAACGCUGCCUCGUCAUGACCCCCUGUCCCACAGACGCCAACAUCUUCAGCGGAGUUGGCUGGGGUUGGGCCUCCCACGUGGGCAGGUUGGCGCUGGCGGCGCUGGCGGUGUCCGAGGCGACCGAGCCCGCCGGCCGAAGCGGCCCCGGCAGAGCUGGAGCUCUUCGGGGUCGCUUAGCCAAUCAGAUCCCUCCUGAGAUCCUGAACAACCCCCAGCUGAAGGCAGCCAUCCAGGUGCUGCCCGACAACUACAACUUUGAGAUCCCCAAGACCAUCUGGAGGAUCCAACAGGCCCGAGCAAAGAAGGUGGCCUUACAAAUGCCUGAAGGCCUCCUCCUCUUCGCCUGCACCCUGGUGGAUAUUUUGGAAAGGUUCACGGAGGCCGAAGUGAUGGUGAUGGGGGACGUGACCUAUGGGGCGUGCUGCGUUGAUGACUUCACUGCACGAGCCCUGGGGGCGGACUUCCUGGUGCACUAUGGUCACAGCUGCCUGGUUCCCAUGGACACGUCGGCCCAAGACUUCCGGGUACUGUAUGUGUUUGUGGAUAUCCGGAUCGACACCGCCCACCUGCUGGACUCCAUCCGUGUCACCUUUCCCCGUACCAGUGCCCUGGCCCUGGUCAGCACCAUCCAGUUUGUGUCGAGCCUGCAGGCAGCUGCCCACGAGCUGAGAGCAGAGUACCGUGUGCACGUCCCACAGUGCAAGCCUCUGUCCCCUGGGGAGAUUCUGGGAUGUACUUCCCCCCGACUGUCCGAAGAGGUGGAGGCGAUUGUGUAUCUUGGAGAUGGCCGCUUCCACCUGGAGUCUAUCAUGAUUGCCAACCCCAACGUCCCUGCUUAUCGGUAUGAUCCAUACAGCAAAGUCCUGUCCAGAGAGCACUAUGACCACGAGCGCAUGCAGGCCACCCGCCAAGAAGCCAUAGCUGCUGCCCAAUCUGGGAAAUCCUGGGGCCUCAUCCUGGGUACCUUGGGCCGCCAGGGCAGCCCCAAGAUCCUGGAGCACCUGGAAUCUCGGCUCCACGCCUUGGGCCUCCCCUUCCUGAGGCUGCUGCUCUCAGAGAUCUUCCCCAACAAGCUCAGCCUGUUUCCGGAGGUGGAUGUGUGGGUGCAGGUGGCAUGUCCACGCCUUUCCAUUGACUGGGGCACAGCUUUCCCCAAGCCGCUGCUGACACCAUACGAGGCGGCCGUGGCUCUGAGGGACAUUUCCUGGCAGCAACCCUACCCCAUGGACUUCUACGCCGGCAGCUCCUUGGGGCCCUGGACUGUGAACCACGGGCAGAACCGGGCCCCCAAGCCCUCUGGCCGGCCGGCUCCCGGGCAGGUGCAGGGGGCAUCCACGUGUCCCCCUCCAGCCGCGGCUUGGGAUGGCUGCAAGUGCAGAGACGAGGGGGUCGCCCCGCCGGCCCCUUGAGACUUGCCCGGGGCCCAGGGCCCCGCGCUCCGGAGGAGCAGCCGCGGGCCUGGUGGUUCUCCGAGGCGGCGGCCGUUUUCUCUGCGCUGGAAGAGCCCACGGUGU
Molecule: messenger RNA, 1611 nt
Organism: Echinops telfairi (small Madagascar hedgehog)
Lineage: Eukaryota; Metazoa; Chordata; Mammalia; Afrosoricida; Tenrecidae
Gene: DPH1
Product: diphthamide biosynthesis 1
Exons: 15
Coding region: 1-1506 (501 amino acids)
Biological process (GO): protein histidyl modification to diphthamide
Molecular function (GO): 2-(3-amino-3-carboxypropyl)histidine synthase activity
Source: RefSeq, a predicted model, not a curated record